Messenger RNA from Jatropha curcas, 1456 nucleotides. Its product is annotated as akuammiline synthase 1. Lineage: Eukaryota; Viridiplantae; Streptophyta; Magnoliopsida; Malpighiales; Euphorbiaceae. The record is from RefSeq and is a predicted model, not a curated record.
UGAAGAUGGCUAUGGCAAAGAAAAUUAGAGUGAUAAACACAGAAACAAUAAGACCAUCUUCUCCAACACCAUCUGACCUAAAAACUCUCAAGCUUUCUCUUAUGGAUCAAUUCGUUCCUGCCACUUACACAUCACUAGUUCUCUUUUACUCAUUAAAUAAUAAUACCCAUACCAAUACCGAGAUAUUGCAGAAACUAAAAACAUCACUAUCAGAAACCCUAACUCAUCACUUCUUCCCACUUGCAGGCAGAAUCAAAGAUAAUUCUUCUAUAGAAUGUAACGAUGAAGGUGCAGAAUUUAUCGAAGCGCGAAUCAACUGUUCUCUUUCAGACAUUCUUGAAAAACCUGACACAGAAUUCCUUAAACAAUUACUACCUGCAGCUAUAGAAUCUCCUGAAGCAGCUACAGGCAAUCUUUUACUUGUCCAAGCCAAUUUCUUCGAUUGCGGUGGCUUGGCUUUAGGGGUUUGUGUCUCACACAAAAUAGCUGACGCAGCAACAUUGACUAUAUUCAUCAACUGCUGGGCUGCCAUGGCUAGUAGGUCAAAUAAGGUGGUGGAUAGUCCUUUUUUCAUGGGUGCAUCACUUUUUCCACCGAUUGAUAUAUCAAUUCCAAAUGCUUCAUUGGAGCUUGUUGCACAACAAAAUUGCAUAACAAAAAGAUUUGUGUUCACCGAAUCAAAGAUCGCAGCUCUUAAAGCUAAAGUUGCUAGUACAAGAGUGCCUGAGCCAACCCGAGUGGAAGCCGUUUCAGGGCUAAUCUGGAAAGCUGUGAUAACAACAGUAAGAUCAAAAUUAGGAGUUUCAAGAAAAUCUGUAUUGUGUAUGGCUGUAAAUUUGCGUUCAAGGUUUGUUCCAAAGUUACCAGAAAACUAUGCCGGUAACUGCGUAGGGUCUAUUGUUCCGCGACUGGACAUUGCAAGCAGCGUGAUAGAUGCAGUAGAAUUAGUGGGUAAAAUAAGAAAGGAAAUGGAAGAAUUUGGUGAAAAUUAUGUAAAAAGGCUUCAAGAAGGGGGAUCAUUAGCAAUCUGUGGGUUUACUAAACAAUUUGGAGAUAUGGCAAUGAGUAAAGAUAUAGACUUUUAUGUGUGUUCAAGCUGGUGUAAAUAUGAUCUUUAUGGUGCUGAUUUUGGAUGGGGAAAGCCUAUAUGGUUAUGCACUGCUAUUACGACUAUAAGAAAUGUUGCUGUUUUAGUGGAUACAAGAGAUGGUCUUGGAAUAGAAGUUUGGUUGACUUUGACUGAAGAAGAAAUGGCCUUACUUGAAUCUAACCAAGAACUUCUUCAGUUUGCUGCUCUAAAUCCUAGUGUCCCUCUACUUUAAUUUUCUGUUUCUUAGUAUUCUAAACAGUUCUUUUCAUUUUGUUUUUAUUCUGUUAUUGGAUUAGUUUGAUUUCAAACUUAUGUUAAACUCGCGACUACACAGUUCUGAAAGUGAUUUGAUUUUAGAUUAUUUUA